UUUAAAAACACGUGACUUUUAGUUACAAAAACAAUGUGCAGUUUAUUCUCACGAAAAUUAUUUAAUACAAGUAGAUUUUUAUAUAAAACAUCAUAUACCAGAUCAUGUGAAAUAGUUAAAUUGUCUCGCACUAUUUUAAACAGAAGAUUGUAUUCAAAUGAUGAAUCAAAAAAAUUAACCUCUGAACAAAAUGAACAAGCAACGAAUGAAAGUUCUAACCUAGCACCCGGUAUAAAAAUGGAAUACAAAGAAUUCCGGGAUGAAGAUGCAGAAAUUAUCUUUGAUGUUGAAGAAGAAAAGGAAAAAAUUAAUUUAGAAAAAAUUAUUGCUCUCGAACAUGAAGUAGAUCCCUACGUAGAUUUAAAUCGUGAACGCGGAAUAACAGGUGUAUUUGAAAUUGAAGAGCUUGUAGAUAUUUUGAAAAAGAAUAAAGCACAAAAUAUAUUUGUUGCCCAAGUCCCACCAGAAUAUGCUUACGUUAAUCACAUUGUUAUUGUUACGGGAAAAUCACAAAAGCAUAUGAGUGCAUUAGCCACAUAUAUUAGAAAAGCAUUUAAGUUAAAAAUGCAUCCAACUGAUAUUGUACCCAAGAUUGAAGGUGAAGAUAGCAAGGAAUGGGUAGCCCUUGAUCUUGAUAAUAUUGCUUUACACAUCUUUUCAACUGACGCUCGAGAAAAAUAUGAUUUGGAAACUUUAUGGGGAAUUGGACCUGAAUAUGACAAAAGUGAAGAACAAUCUGGUGAAGAUGAAUUCAUUAAUAGAUAUAAAGAAUUUCUUGCUACUUUACAACCAGCUGAUUUUCAUGAAUCUAAGUCAAGUUCGACUUGAAAAUAAAAUUCUUAAUUUAAAUUCAUUAUAAUAUUGAUUAAUUUCAAAUAAAUAUCAGAUAUUUAUUUA
Molecule: messenger RNA, 897 nt
Organism: Chelonus insularis
Lineage: Eukaryota; Metazoa; Arthropoda; Insecta; Hymenoptera; Braconidae
Gene: RsfS312
Product: ribosomal silencing factor RsfS-like protein, 312
Exons: 3
Coding region: 34-828 (264 amino acids)
Biological process (GO): negative regulation of translation; negative regulation of ribosome biogenesis
Cellular component (GO): mitochondrion
Molecular function (GO): ribosomal large subunit binding
Source: RefSeq, a predicted model, not a curated record